GGAGGAGAGCCGGGAAUCUCUUUUCUACUGAGCUCUCCCGGAGGAGAAGGAACCUCUCUUGCUCGAGACAUUGUCCCUGAUCCCUGGUGACACAACUGGGCUUAAUAACUACACUCGGCUAAGCAAAGGACUGCUACAUUCUUUUUCUUGUCAUGUUUCUAAGUUUGAUUUGAGUUGCUGUGAUAUUUUGGUAGUGAAGUUAUUGGAAAAGCUAAUGUUAGUUCUGCUGUGCUGAAGAAUCAGACUCUUUCUUUGCAUGCAAGUAACUUCUUUCUCUUUCUCUCUCACACACACACACACAUCUGUGUAUAUGAUGGAGUCACAUCCAGCUCUGGCGUUCAUCUUGCUGUUUUCAGCGACUCUGGCGUCCAGCUGCGAUGGUGGGAAAGUGCUGGUCUACCCCGUGGAUGGGAGCCACUGGCUGAACAUGAAAAUCCUGGUGGAGGCGCUGCAUUCUCAGGGCCAUCAAAUCACGGUGCUGCGCUCCACCACCAGCUGGUACGUCUCCGAAGACUCACCCCACUACAGUUCCAUCACCGUCCACCAGGAGCAGCCCCAAAACCUGGAGAGCCAGACCUUCAUGACCUCUUUCCUGAAUAAGUCUCUAGAGAUCCGUCGACAUCGAGGCUCUCUGUGGGCGUUCGUGGAGUUUUAUAGGAACCUUUUUGAAAUGGUGGGGGACAACCAGCAUACUGUGGCGAAUCUGGUCGCCAGCAUCUUUGAGGAUAAGAAGCUGAUGCAGAAGCUGAGGGAAACUGGAUAUGACCUUUGUCUGACGGACCCUGCGUUUCCUGCAGGAGUGCUGCUGGCACAUCACCUCCAGCUUCCCCUGGUUCUCAACGUGCGCUGGCUCUUCAAUGGCGAGGCGCACUUCGCCAUCGCUCCUUCUCCUUUGUCCUACGUCCCUCAGUUGUUUACUCACAGCUCAGACAAAAUGGACCUUUUUCAAAGAAUCGAAAAUAUAAUCUAUCAUAGCAUACUGGUGUACAUGUACCACUACGUCUCAAAUCCGCCCUACCAGGCUGUGUGUGAUAAAUAUUUCGGAGAAGACGUCAACGUCAUGUCUCUCAUCCAGGGAGCGGAUCUGUGGCUGAUGCGAGUCGACUUCACAUUCGAGUUCCCCCGGCCCACGAUGCCCAACGUCAUCUACAUCGGAGGCUUCCAGGGAAAGCCCCCCAGGCCUCUUCCGUCAGAUUUAGAAGAAUUUGUGCAGAGCUCUGGUGAACACGGGGUGGUCGUCAUGACUCUGGGGACCCUGCUGAACGACCUCGGCCCCGAGAUAUCAGAGACUAUCGCCUCAGCGUUCGCCAACAUCCCGCAGAAGGUAGUGUGGAGGCACACCGGGAAAAGACCGGUCACACUUGGAAACAACACCAUGCUGGUCGAGUGGCUGCCUCAAAACGAUCUGCUGGGUCACGCUAAGACCAAGGUUUUCGUCACGCAUGGCGGCACGAACGGUAUUUACGAGGCCAUCUACCAAGGCGUCCCCAUCCUGGGCAUCCCUCUCAUCUUUGACCAGUUCGACAACAUGGUGCGUCUGAAGGCACGGGGAGUGGCGGAGAUUGUUGAAGUGACCGCUUUGGAUGUGGAGUCUCUGACAAGCGCUCUGAGGAAUAUCGUAGACCCGGAGAAGCCCUACAAACAGAACAUGGUCAAACUGUCACAGCUUCACCGCGACAAACCAAUGAAACCCUUAGACAGCGCCGUUUUCUGGAUGGAGUUCGUCAUGAGGCACCGGGGAGCAGCACAUCUGCGCACAGAGUCAUAUAAGAUGCCUUGGUAUUCGUACCAUUGUCUAGAUGUGAUGGCAGUGAUGGUUGCGUUCGUUCUCAUAAUCGCGGCGCUAGUUUGGGUUUCCUGUAGAUGUCUCAUCAGACGUUUCAUACGGACCAAGACGUCCUCAGCCAAGUCCAAGAGGGAAUAGAACAGUUGGCGCAUAUGAGUGCGUUGUGACGUCACCGUGACCUUUAACCACUGUAACCUCUCUGGUUCAUUUGUGACCAGCCACACUAACUGUAGGUAUGAGUGCACGCAGCUCUCUGUGCAGGCAUAUUCAGGUUUUUCUUCCUCGAAAUAAAGUUGCUUUAACUUUCAGAA
Messenger RNA from Paralichthys olivaceus (Japanese flounder), 2097 nucleotides. Its product is annotated as UDP-glucuronosyltransferase 2B20-like. Gene Ontology annotation, molecular function: UDP-glycosyltransferase activity. The record is from RefSeq and is a predicted model, not a curated record. NCBI's taxonomy places the organism in Eukaryota, Metazoa, Chordata, Actinopteri, Pleuronectiformes, Paralichthyidae.